UAGUAAUCUGCGCGGCAAAAACUUCAUACAGACAUGGCAGAGUCAAUCACGAAGACAAUGGCGGCGAGUCGCAAGAGAUCAAAACCAGAAGCAGCACCGGCAGACACCUGCUGCAAGAGGCCACUGGACCCCAUUAAUUUCAACGAUAGACCAACACAUCUCACCAAAAUCAUCUCACUACCAAAAAAUGAAGACGAAGUCGAAACCCUCCUCGAAAAGACAAGCGCCCUCGCCGACGUAGUCUCCCACAACCGCAGCCUCGCAGUCCACACCGCCUUUGCAGCAACCCCCAACCCCAAACGCGACCCCAUCGCCAUCGCGAAAAAAGAAGCCGACGUCCGCGAGCUCGAAAUGUACGACCGCUUCGAAGACAUCGACUACCAGCUCCCGCCCACCAUGAGGCUCGACGUGCUCAAGGACGUGAAGCCGCUCGACAGGGAGAAUAAGAAGACGUCGGCGCGGUACGAGGACAUGGCGUCGUGCGUCGACGAGGUGUUUGGCACAAGGGGCGCAACGAAAGAAAAUGUGGCGUGGAUCGUGGAGAAUAUGGAGGUUGCGCUGCCGCUUGUCAAGUUCUAUUUGAGGGUCAAGAGGGCGAGGAGGAACCUUUCAGGCGGGCAGGAGUCUCUUUCGAGUAAUGAACUGGCCGAGUACCAGACUGUGCGAAAGAUUCGGAGUGUGCUGGGGGUGAGGAUGCAGAAGUUUCGGAUGGAGAAGGCUUCGGAGAGGAGGUUGAGGGGGUAUGAUGUUGUGCUGUUGAGGAGGCAGAAUGAGAUGGCUGCUAUUCUGAAGGGGCAGCGGGAUGGGGUUGGGAAGGGUGAUGGUUUAUCUGAUGAUGGCGGGGAGACGAGGGCAAAACGCCAGCGCUGUCAAGCAUAAUAGUUAGUACACUUAUGAGUGGCACGUUCUCAUCGAAGACGAUAAAUGAUCAGGAAUCGGGUUCGUUGAUAAUAAAGUCCUCAUGUUGAACUCAGCUCAAUCGUUUGUGCGGAGUGAAAAGAUUGUGCGUGCUCUGCUCUGCUCUGCGGCAGAAUCGGGUUUUCAGUCACUCCAUAUUUUGAAACCUC
Colletotrichum godetiae is the source of this 1067-nucleotide messenger RNA. RefSeq lists its product as uncharacterized. Lineage: Eukaryota; Fungi; Ascomycota; Sordariomycetes; Glomerellales; Glomerellaceae. Bases 34 to 879 code for a protein of 281 amino acids. The transcript has a single exon. The record is from RefSeq and is a predicted model, not a curated record.